Messenger RNA from Colias croceus (clouded yellow), 396 nucleotides. It is a transcript of the gene RpL37-1, whose product is annotated as 60S ribosomal protein L37. The coding region runs from base 82 to 360 and encodes 92 amino acids. Gene Ontology annotation, cellular component: ribosome; cytosolic large ribosomal subunit. Gene Ontology annotation, biological process: translation. Gene Ontology annotation, molecular function: RNA binding; structural constituent of ribosome. NCBI's taxonomy places the organism in Eukaryota, Metazoa, Arthropoda, Insecta, Lepidoptera, Pieridae. The record is from RefSeq and is a predicted model, not a curated record. The transcript is spliced from 3 exons.
UCAAGCAAGUGUCAAUGUCAAAAUAACUACCAUUGGUUAUUGCUGAAAUUCUUCCUUCUUUCAUUGUCAAAUUCGGCGAAAAUGACGAAGGGAACGUCAAGCUUCGGUAAACGCCGAAAUAAGACACACACACUAUGUAGAAGAUGUGGAAGAUCUUCUUAUCAUAUUCAGAAAUCCAAAUGUGCACAAUGUGGAUACCCAGCCGCUAAAUUACGUUCAUACCACUGGUCAGUGAAGGCAAAGAGGAGGAAGACAACAGGCACUGGCCGCAUGCGUCACCUCAAGAUUGUCAGAAGGCGUUUCCGUAACGGUUUCAAGGAGGGCAAACCAACACCCAAGAAAGCUGUAGCCUCCUCGUAGAUGUAUUGUUGUGACAAAUAAAAACAGUAAAAAAUG